AUUCAGUUCAAGAUCGUUCAAGACAGAUGGUUAAUGUAGAAAUGUUGAACAUCUGAAGUAAAAUGAACCACUUUGGAGGAAAAGGGGUUUAGGUGGGCACUUCAAAAAAAAAAAAAAAAAAAAAGUAUGAUGUAUUAUUCUUUAUAGCAUCGCCCUAUGGCAAAGUGAGGUACUUCUCAACCAUGAUCAUAAGGAAACAUGGUUCCAAAUGCAGGUUUAUGGUGAUUUGCUGGAUUCUGCCUUUCUUUUCGACAAAAAUAAUAACAUCAAACGAUCUGAAUGUCACGCCUCCACAAUCAAGUAUCUAAAGAAGAUGGGUAAGAUCGAUGAAAAGGAGAAAGACUGCAAAGUGGAUUUGAUUCUGUUCAAUCAUGGCUACGGGGACAUGUUUACGUGCGAGGAUAAGUGCGGAAGCGCUGGGCCAAGUACCGUGCAUAAUGACGUUGAAAAGGGCAAUAAGCUCAGAGAAAAGCGGCUAUUAUACCUGAAGUCAAUUAUCCCUUACAAAUCAAACAUACGUCACAUCGAAGUAUUAAGUGCUCAAUUACACGGACUGACACUGACCAUAUACGGAUCCAAGAUGACUGAAAUGGAUGAUAUUAUUCACUACCAAAAGGCCUAUGCUUCCAUCCCCAUCUCUCCGCUUAAUCACCUACCUCAAAUAUCCCAUUAUCUUCUAACUGUGCUUUCCUUACAAAGGAAUAUUGCCAUCAAUCUGAAGAAGCUCGAAAUCAUAUUCGAAACAUGCUUAAAAGAUUCUGUGGAAUACCUGACCACUCCAGUUGGUGUCACUAAUAGUAAUAUAUUCUUUCGAGAAGAUACGCCUGGAUCAGAAUCCUCACAUGAAUCAAGUAACAGUAAUCAAUUAGAGCUUGAAGAACAAGAACGUCGCAUAACGGACAGUAUCAAUCAUCAAAUCAAGAAUUUGGAUAAUAACGAUGAAGGCCUAUUGACCGCCAAUGAUUGGGAGAGCUUUAUCACGGAAUAAUUUUUUUUUAUUCAUUUGUUUGAUAUGCAGUAUAAAUAAUCCAUGAAGUCCAUCAUAUAAUACCAUUAAUAUAAAUAAAAAAUAUUGUUGAAUCAUUAAA
This is a messenger RNA of Mucor mucedo, 1088 nucleotides long. RefSeq lists its product as uncharacterized. The record is from RefSeq and is a predicted model, not a curated record. NCBI's taxonomy places the organism in Eukaryota, Fungi, Mucoromycota, Mucoromycetes, Mucorales, Mucoraceae. The transcript is spliced from 3 exons. Bases 209 to 988 code for a protein of 259 amino acids.